Messenger RNA from Meira miltonrushii, 1227 nucleotides. Its product is annotated as alpha/beta-hydrolase. Lineage: Eukaryota; Fungi; Basidiomycota; Exobasidiomycetes; Exobasidiales; Brachybasidiaceae. The coding region runs from base 9 to 1175 and encodes 388 amino acids. The record is from RefSeq and is a predicted model, not a curated record. The transcript has a single exon. Gene Ontology annotation, molecular function: catalytic activity.
UCUACAAUAUGGCUGAAACAGGAUUACCACUAGGAGCAGUUUACACUGGAGCAACUGUUCAAACAUUAGAUCAAGCAAGAAAAGAAGCAGAAUCAAAACCAGAAGGUUAUUCACCAACUGCAUUUAACCCGAAAACAUGUUCACAAAAAGGAUAUUGCAAAGUGGCAAGGACUCGUGUGCCAGUUGGAGGAAACAAAACACCAUCUCCAGAUGCGAUUGCGAAAGGAGCUAAAGUUCCCUACGAAGGUGAACAAGACAAAGAUAAAAGAGGAUUCAAUGUAUACUAUGAAGUACAUGGAACAGGACCAAAUCACGUCGUCUUCAUUAUGGGAUUGAAUAACAGCUGUUUCGGAUGGUUGAACCAGGUAGAACAUUUGGUCAAAGAUCCUUCCUUUUCAUGUUUAGUGCUCGACAAUCGAGGAUAUGGAAACACAGACAUCCCUUCUGGACGAUACAAAACUUCCGAAAUGGCACUGGAUGUUUUAGAGGUCUGCGAUCAUGUUGGCUGGACAGGCCUUCGUGAUUUAAACGUUGUCGGAGUAUCGAUGGGAGGAAUGAUUUCUUUGGAAAUCUCAAAGCUUGCACCUGAACGUGUGAAGAGUUUGACAUUGAUCAGUACGACCAGUGGACGUGGAAAUGGCGAAAAGGACCUUAGGAUCAGCUUGCCACCAUUCACGGGUGUCUCUACCAUUUCUAGAUUGAUCGCCGGUCGUACACUAGGAUUCGAUAGCGAUCAAUAUCGUGUAAAUAGAGUAUGUGAGAUGCUCUUCCCGACAAAGUUUCUCGAGACUGUCAAUGAAAAUGACCCCAAGAAACGCACAAAUCGCGAAACGUUCCAAGAAAUGUUUGCAUUCCGAUACACAUUCACACGUCGUCAAACGUUGUAUGGAGCAUUAGCACAAGUACGAGGAGUGGUGACGCAUCGAGUGUCCCCCUCACAAUUAAGCCGUAUAAAUGAAGCAAUUCCAAAGAUAACAAUCAUAACGGGAGAUGAUGAUAAUUUAGUCAACCCAGCCAAUUCACAUCAUAUGAAAAAGCAUAUGCCAAAAGCCGAUUUACACAUUUUACCGGGUGUUGGACAUGUUACUGUAGUACAAGAGCCGGAAAAGGUCAAUGCUAUUUUGGAUGAUGCUUUUGCUGUUGCUUCAAAGAGAUUGCAAGAAGGAAAGUGGUAGAAUAUGUAUACAGAAUAGAAUAGAUAGAAUGAUGAUGGCGUGUAUAUAGAGA